AUGUGGCUCCUCAGCACUGCGACCGCCGAGCUCAAGUUCUUCAACGACCCAGAAGCGAUUCCCGGAGGCUAUGCCAUCCUCUCGCAUGUAUGGCUCAGUGAAGGAGAAGACACGUUCCAGGCCCCUUCGACCCCCACGACGGUCUCUGAAGCCAAAACCACGGACUCGGACGACCCUCGCGACCUGAUCUCGCCCAAGGUCUGCGCCUUCCUCAAACUCGCCCAACGCGACGGCUACGAAUGGGCGUGGUCCGACACCUGCUGCAUCGACAAGGCGAGCAGCGCGGAGCUCACCGAGGCGAUAAACUCCAUGUUCCGCUACUACCAGCUCUCCGACGUCUGCUACGUCUACCUCGCCGACGUCCCCCCGGGCCCGUUCGGCAAGCUGUUCGCACAGAGCCGGUGGCACACGCGCGGGUGGACGCUCCAGGAGCUGAUCGCUCCGAAGACGGUGCUCUUCAUGGCCGCGGACUGGACGCUGAUCGGGUCCAAGUACGAGCUCGCGGACGAGCUCGAGCGCGUUGCGAAGGUGCCGGUAGAGGUCCUCCGGUUCGACAAGGACGUCGCGGAGGUGUCGGUCGCGGCGCGCAUGUCCUGGGCCGCGCGCAGGAAAACGACGCGAGUCGAGGACGAGGCCUACUGCCUGUUUGGGUUGUUCGGGAUCAACAUGCCGACGCUCUACGGGGAGGGCCAGAACGCGUUCUACAGGCUGCAACAGGAGAUUAUGCGAACGUCGAUCGACACAUCGCUCGUCGCGUGGGGAACAGUGACGCCAGUGUCAAGCGUCGAGGAGCUCCUUCGGAGGGCGCGGAUGGCGGCGGGCCAUCUGCAGGGGUACGAGUUUCUCUUGGCUCCUCGAGUGGAAUGCUAUCGGUAUCAUGCGUACACGGAGUUUGAUGAGUCUCGAAGAUUCCUUUGUGCUCAAGAAGUGAGUAGGUUCUUUGCUUUGACCCAGAGCAUUUGUAUAUUGACUUCAAUUGGGACGCUCCUUCACAGCGUGAAGACGGACCUAGCCAAGUCCCGACUUUCGAAGCAAUCACCCCCCAUGGCGUUCUAUGCCUGCUUCCCAUGA
Epithele typhae is the source of this 1071-nucleotide messenger RNA. RefSeq lists its product as uncharacterized. The transcript is spliced from 2 exons. NCBI's taxonomy places the organism in Eukaryota, Fungi, Basidiomycota, Agaricomycetes, Polyporales, Epitheliaceae. Bases 1 to 1071 code for a protein of 356 amino acids. The record is from RefSeq and is a predicted model, not a curated record.